AUGACAAACACAUGCAAUUACGAUGAUGAAGCAAAGCUAACACCGAUAAACACGUGUCUUAAAGGUAAAUUGGUAAAAGAAACUAUUUUUCCUGAUAAAAAAAUUAAGAAUUUAGAAAAGUGUCCGUUUAAUGUGGGCAUGGCAAAAUCGUACCCUUACUCAUCUAUAGACAACACAGAAACUCUACAAAAUCUACAGCCGAUUAACGAAUCCCAGAUCCGGGGCUCCGAUUUAGAAAUUAUCAAAAUAAUUUCUCAUUACCUCAACGCCUCUCUAAACUUAUACUACAUUUAUAGCGUAGACGAUAAUUCUUACAAAAAUCUUGAAUAUGUUCCCCUCCUUCUGAACGGCACCUUCGACGCUUGCGCCGGGGGUCUGUACAGGAUAUACGGAGAUUUGGUUUCCUACUCAGGGAUUUACAACCGACAGGUAGUGGUCUGGGUGUACGCCGUCCAGAGAGACCCCGUGUCCUGGCAGACCCUCAUCACUAAAAUAAGCGGUUUUUACAUUUUUAUUCUAUUUUAUUUUUGCUACUGCUUCAUCUGGAUAACGUUCUGCAAUGUCGAUCACGUCACUGUAUCUUGUCGAAACACCUUUCUAAAUGGCUGGGGCGCAUUGAUGGGCACAUCAUCCUUACAAGAUUCGACUACUUUCAAGCAAAGACUUUUAAGCGUUUCCUAUUUAAUACUCUGUCUCCAUCUAUCGGCUUAUAUUGGUGUCCAAUUGUAUUCAUUUUUUACGAUUCGCGAACCUCCCGCGAUGCUUAAAACUAAUGAUCAAAUUAUGGAAUCUGGUCGAACGGCUUUUCUAAUAAUGGAUUCAAAAUUUUUUGUGGAAGACGAAAAGUAUUUGGCUUUUGCGAAUAAAUCAGAAAACUGUGCACACUUUAAAGACUGCGAAGAGAAGACGAUGGUUCACAGCGGCCUGACCGUCAUUCCCGAGGCAUACUUCUACUCGCUUCAAGCCGCCACCGCCGUGGACCACGAGGCGCGGGUGCUUAGAACGGCAGAAAAUAUUGUCACUAUGUAUCAUGAAAUGAUAGUUAGAAAAAAUAGUCCGUUUUCUGAUAAAUUUGAGAAAAUUGUUCAAAGGCUUUUUGAAGCUGGAAUUUGUGAUCGUCUGUAUCUGGAGGCAAUCGGUUUGUUAAUCGAGGCUAAGGCACAGAGCGCGAACUCUAACAUUAUGGUCAAUAGUUACACAUGCGAAUCUGGAUGCGCAAUAACAGUUUCGCAAAUAGCAGGAGCAAUCUAUGUUUGGUCUUUAGGCUGUCUUUUAUCUUUUUUUGUAUUUGUGCUAGAAGUAGCAGUAAACAAAAAAAAACCCUAA
This is a messenger RNA of Papilio machaon (common yellow swallowtail), 1326 nucleotides long. RefSeq lists its product as uncharacterized. The coding region runs from base 1 to 1326 and encodes 441 amino acids. The transcript is spliced from 2 exons. Lineage: Eukaryota; Metazoa; Arthropoda; Insecta; Lepidoptera; Papilionidae. The record is from RefSeq and is a predicted model, not a curated record.